Molecule: messenger RNA, 1354 nt
Organism: Labrus mixtus (cuckoo wrasse)
Lineage: Eukaryota; Metazoa; Chordata; Actinopteri; Labriformes; Labridae
Product: ubiquitin-conjugating enzyme E2 E1-like
Exons: 6
Coding region: 16-810 (264 amino acids)
Biological process (GO): protein polyubiquitination
Cellular component (GO): nucleus
Molecular function (GO): ubiquitin conjugating enzyme activity
Source: RefSeq, a predicted model, not a curated record
ACUGAGAUCAGCUGCAUGUCGACGGAUAUAGCUUUUGAAACGCGAGGAAUCCCUUUAAGCAAAAAACAAAACAAAAAAAACGGCGUGUUCGUGUUUGUUUUGAAUUACGUUCAAAGCGUCGGAUACGCGUUGACAUGGCUGGAGGUGUUCGCCGACUUGUUCAGGCUCGGUAUGUCGGAUGAAGAUUCCCGUGCCAGCACCAGUUCUUCCUCCUCUACAUCCUCAAACCAUCAUCAUCAUCAGCAGCAGCAUCAGCAGCAACAACAACAACAACAACAACAACAACAACAACUACAGCAAGACACCAUCUCGUCCAAGAAACGUGAAAGCAAAGCCAGCAUGAGCAAGACCUCCAAACUCCUCUCUACUAGUGCUAAGAGAAUUCAGAAGGAACUGGCUGACAUUACGUUGGAUCCGCCGCCAAACUGCAGUGCCGGUCCUAAAGGAGACAACAUCUAUGAGUGGAGGUCGACCAUCCUGGGCCCUCCAGGCUCCGUGUACGAGGGAGGUGUCUUCUUCCUGGACAUCGCCUUCACACCAGACUACCCCUUCAAACCCCCCAAGGUGACGUUUCGCACGAGGAUCUACCACUGUAACAUCAACAGCCAGGGAGUGAUCUGUCUGGACAUCCUGAAGGACAACUGGAGUCCUGCUCUCACCAUCUCCAAGGUCCUGCUGUCCAUCUGCUCCCUGCUCACUGACUGCAACCCUGCUGACCCUCUGGUUGGAAGCAUCGCCACACAGUACACAACAAACAGACCCGAACACGACAGGAUAGCCAAACAGUGGACCAAACGCUACGCUACAUAAUCACCUGAGGAGGAGCUGCUGCUGGUUGGACGACCGGAGGAUGUGGGCGAGGGGUUAAUUCGGGGAGGGGGCGUGACUCUCAGAGGGAGGAGUGAGGUGAUGGGGGGGGGGGGGGGUGGUGGUGGUGGUGGUCAGGUAGAGGGGCGGGGGGAUUUUUAUCUGGGAAUUGAAGAAGUCUUAACUCCUGAAAUUUUUGUUGUUUAUUGUAUUUUUUAAGUUAUCUGCGGCCCAACUAUAAUCAAACCUGGCAAUAAUGCAUUUUGUGUUUUCUCUUUGAAGUUUUAGCUUGUGCUUGAAGAUGGACAUUACUACUAAACUGCUAGAUGAAAACGUGUCACAGCAUGAUGCCCAGUCGGUGUAAAUUCUCACAUGUAUCGGUUGCAGUUGGUGUUUGCUUCCCCCUCCAGACUCCCGCUCUUUGAAAAAGCUGUUUCACACAUGUAGACAUGUUUAGAUAUGGAUGGAUAUUGGUUGUGAUUUGUGUUCUGUACUGAUGAAAAGCUGUUUCUGUUUCUCCCUUAAGAAUAAAACAUGACCAACUGAA